GACAGCACAUCCCACACGUCAGAAGAGCAGGGCUUGUGAGCAUUUCUGGAAUCCAGGCUCUUCUCACAGAGGGAGGGACAGAGCAGGCAUUAGCACCAUGGAGUCACCCUCAGUCCCUGCUCACAGACGACUUGUCCCCUGGCAAGAGCUCCUGUUGGCCGGCUCACUCUUAAUUUUCUGGAGCCCGCCCAUCACUCAACAACUCACUGUUGUGUCGAUCAAUGCUACUGUAGGAGAGGACGUGCUUUUCCAUGCCCACAAUCUGCCUGGGGAUCUUGUAGGCUAUAACUGGUUCAAAGGGGAAAGUACAGAAAAUGAAAACCGUUCCAUUGCAUCAUAUGUAAUAGGCAAUGAAUCGACUAUCACUGGACCUGCAGGCAGCGGUCGAGAGACAAUAUACCCCAAUGGAUCCCUGCUGUUCCAGAAGGUCACCCAGGAGGACACGGGAUACUACACACUACAAGUCAUAAAAAGAAAUUUGCGGAGUGAAAGAGGAACUGGACAGCUCCGAGUAUACCAGAAGUUACUCACACCCAACAUCACAACCAACAACUCCAACCCCGAGGAGAACAAGGACCCUGUCGUGUUAACCUGUGAACCUUGGACUCAGGACACCACCUACCUGUGGUUGAUCAACAAUCAGAGUCUCCCAGACAGCACCAGGCUGCAGCUGUCCAGCGACAACAGGACUCUCACUUUACUCCAUGUCACAAGGAAUGACAUGGGACCCUAUGUGUGUAAAACCCGGAACCCAGUGAGUGCCGGCCGCAGUGACCCAUUCACCCUGAAUGUUCUCUAUGGCCCCGAUGUACCCGUCAUUUCCCCCCCAGACUCCCACUACCCUCCAGGGGCAAACCUCAAACUCUCCUGCCAUGCAGCCUCUAACCCGCCCGCACAGUAUUCCUGGUCUAUCAAUGGGAGCUCCCCGCAACCCACACAGGAGCUCUUUAUCCCCAACAUCACUGCGAAUGAUAGUGGAUCCUAUACCUGCCUCGCCCAUAACCCUCACACUGGCCUCAAUAGGACCGCGGUCAAGAAUAUCACAGUCUCUGAGCCCGUGGGGAAGCCCUCCAUCCGAGCCAGGAACAGCACAGUCACAGAGCACAAGGACACCGUGGUCUUGACCUGCCUCACAAAUGACACUGGGAUCUCUAUCCGGUGGCUCUUUAACAAGCAGAGUCUGUGGCUCACGGACAGGAUGAAGCUGUCCCAGGGCAAUAGCAUCCUCACCAUAGACCCCGUCAGGAGGGAGGAUGGUGGCAGUUAUCAGUGUGAGGUCUCCAACCCUGUCAGUUCCUGCAAAAGUGACCCCCUCUGGCUGGAUGUACAAUAUGUUUCAGCAUCACAACAUCCUGGCCUCUCAGAUGGGGCUAUUGCCGGCAUCGUGAUUGGAGUCCUGGCUGGCAUAGCUCUGAUAGCAGCCCUGGUGUACUUUCUGUACAUCAGAAAGACUGGAGGGGCGAGCGACCAGCGCGAUCUCACAGAGCACAAGCCCUCUGCCUCCAACCACAGUCAGGGCCACUCUGACAACUCACCCAACAAGAUCAAUGAAGUUACAUAUUCUUCCCUGAACUUCAAUGUCCAGGAAUCACAGAAACCAACUUCAGCCUCCCCGUCCCCGACAGAAACGGUUUAUUCACAAGUCAGAAGGAAGUAAUGCCGCCCUCCCUGCUCACCGCACUGCAGACUGAUCCCAAGCUUCUCAUCUCCGUCACCAGGAGCCCCCUUUGUCCUCCGGGAAAAGGAGAAGAAGCCUUUUCCUCCCCCACUCCCCUUCACUCUCUCAGUGCCACCUCCAGGUUCCUAGUCACAGCCCUCUCUUCAGUGUCAACAGAUGAAAAGGUACAUCCGGGAGUCUGUAGGAAGCCCAACCUUCCUUGUCAUUGAAAUCUGGCAAAGCAGGCUCUGGGGAGAGUUGCCAGAACCUCUAGCCCUCCCCACUUCCUGACCUAGAUUGUUCUAAACGUAUCUAUUCAGCGCACACUUAUUCCUUCCCACCUCAGCCCUGUCCUGUUGGAGUCUAAUUUGAAUUUGCCAUAACCUUGAGAGUAUGUCCUUAUCCACUGAACUGCACAUGACAGAGAAGAGAGAGAAACCGUAAAGCUUCUCCUCUCUCUCCAAAGCCCCGUAUGGACCCGCACCACAGGAAAACAAAUAUAUAACCAGGUCUCAACAGUGCAAUUCUAUACCUUUGUGCACUGUCAGGGUGUCUACCUGUAGGACUAGAGCCUAAAUACCUUGUUGCUUGGCUAGCAUACCACCAGAGCCCUUUGGCAGGCCUGUCUUCAGAGAACCCACUAGAAGCAACUACGAAAACUAUAGGUGAAGCCCACUGGAAAAU
This is a messenger RNA of Molossus molossus (Pallas's mastiff bat), 2341 nucleotides long. RefSeq names its product carcinoembryonic antigen-related cell adhesion molecule 1-like. Lineage: Eukaryota; Metazoa; Chordata; Mammalia; Chiroptera; Molossidae. The record is from RefSeq and is a predicted model, not a curated record. Gene Ontology annotation, cellular component: plasma membrane; cell surface. Gene Ontology annotation, molecular function: protein tyrosine kinase binding. Bases 98 to 1657 code for a protein of 519 amino acids. The transcript is spliced from 9 exons. Gene Ontology annotation, biological process: regulation of immune system process; signal transduction.